GGAAGUUUGGCCCGCUUUUUGCAGUCGCAGGCAAAGCCAUGGCAUAGAGGAAUUCAAUUUUGUUUCACUGGGUAUCCAGUAGAUUUUGAUUUUGUCAAGACAACAACAUGUCGACGUCCCGCCUCUCGCUUCGGAAAGAAACGAUCUCCGUCACUGCGGCGACCACACUAGCACUGCUGGUCACAUAUCGUGCACUACGACGAUGUGUGAGUUUAGUGGGCCACGAGAAGGAUUUCCAACCUCACAAGCGGAACGUGGAUUGGGAGGUGCUGAAUGUAAACCUUGGCUCUAAAAACGCGUUAUUCUGGAUGUGGGUCGAUUACGUAUUGGCGGGUGUGGGAUUGGUUGUUAUGGUAGAUGAGAAGAUGCUUGCUCUUACUUGAUCCACAUGUCGUCCUUCUGCUUUAAACUCACUUUGUAAAUAUGUCGUCUUUCUGCUUUAAACUCACACUUUGUGAAUAACAUACUCUUCUUCACAUCUUCCCACAUCGCAUAAUUCAUCUUACUCUUCUAACUCCUCCAUCGACGCCUCCUCCGAAGUCGAUUUCACGAUCUGGAGGCACCGGGAAGACCUCCUAUCUGACAAGUUGCUUGUCGCUCAGCGUUGGUGCCCACACGCAGGGGCAGACAUGUCAGAGGGAGACAUAGAAGAAUUGGUAGUGAGAACGCAGAGACGAAGGUGUAGUAGGGACAGCACGUCUACUACGAGCAGAAAGUCACAAGAAGACCAUAAGAACGACUACGACGCUGAUGUAUUGCCAUGUGUGGUGUUGCCGGUAGGAGGAUACGCUGUUGCAGGAGAAGAGGAAGUUCAAAAAUCGAAUGCAGAACAAAAGAAGGUAAUAAAGCUCGAAAUUUUACCACCUGUGGGGACAGAACAGGGGAAAGCGACUGCCGAAACUCCGUCUUCUGAUGUCAACGACGUUCCAUCACCAUCGACCAAUACUGCUGUUGAAGCUUCUCCACCUGAGUCAAAUAACUCGUCUCCGAAUCCUCGUCCAACCGCUGUGCCAGGAGUUUUAGUGUCAGAGGAAAAAACCGGCAUCGUGGCACGUGCAGGCCAACUCUGGCACAAGGGAGUAGCUCUUUUAUCGGAUGAAGCUUUGAUCGUGGAAGACUCAAGUUUACGAGAACAGGAAGUAGAUCCCCAGUCGCCAAGAACAAACAAAAAAAACACGAAGGACAUAGAGUUGAGUACUACAGCCACCUCUGCUCGUUUUCCCACAACAGCCACUACAACAACUACGACAAGAACCCGUGUGGGCGUGUCCACCUUUGUGGUUUGUCCUCUCCAUGCGUAUAUUUUUGAGACAUCUUCUGGCUCGUGCAUCUGGGACCCUACCUUUCGACAACCGCCCGUUUGCCGGAGUCUAGAGACUGCGAGGGCAUUUGUGCGUUGGAGGCGGGUGUUUUUGUUUCAUAUGGCAGGGAAAUUUUUUUUGAGUAAGCAAGUCGAAGUCAAAGUCAACAGUAUCAUCGUCAUGCAAAGAUAUGAACUCAGAUACAAUUGUGUUCCGCAUGAUAUCCAUCUAAGAUACACUUGUAGCACCUUUUUCCGAACAGAAUAAAAAUCGAGGCCCUUGGUCUAACACUGAUGAAAUCCUCUCUAAACCCUGUCCGGAUAUCGUGCACAGUAUUCAGCGGUCCAUCAAAGGGAUUCCAUUCAAUUUCGGGAGUUCCCUGAGAAGUAAGCUGUUAUCGAUGCCGAAGAUGGUGUCGAACACUUUUGGGAAUAUUUGGAGGAGAGCGUCUAGUUGCAUAAUUUCUUUGCCAGAUGGUCAGGGCUCACUUGCUGGGAGAAAGAAAAAGGACAACAUUAAAAAAUCCGCCUCGCAGCGGGGACAAGGGAAAGGCAGUAGAAGUAUUGAUGUACAAAAUGGAACCGCAAUUGAGGCACAACAACAUGGCAUAAUGACGAAGAGAAAAGUUUUAGUAACAAAACAAGAAGACGCCGACAAGAUCCAGAUGGAGCUCAUUACUAGAGGGAUAAAUCGCAUGUUUUGAGUGUCUAGUUCACUUACACUUAU
Molecule: messenger RNA, 2027 nt
Organism: Amoebophrya sp. A25
Lineage: Eukaryota; Dinophyceae; Syndiniales; Amoebophryaceae
Source: the annotation of a GenBank genome assembly